Molecule: messenger RNA, 3877 nt
Organism: Cataglyphis hispanica
Lineage: Eukaryota; Metazoa; Arthropoda; Insecta; Hymenoptera; Formicidae
Exons: 4
Coding region: 248-3499 (1083 amino acids)
Cellular component (GO): nucleus
Molecular function (GO): zinc ion binding
Source: RefSeq, a predicted model, not a curated record
GCCAUCUUUUUCUGUCGACUGUAAGCUUACCGCCAAUUUUUCCUACGUUAACAUAUAGGAUAGGUUGCGUACGCGACAUUACGAUUUGUCACGGUUCACGUGGGUUCAAGUUUAGAUAAGAAGAGCGAAAAUAUCCUGGAUUGUGGCUAAUUAUCGUGUAUGAAGAGAGUUUCACCGAGCUAGGAUUCAUUCGCGAUCGCCGAUCUGUGAUGUUAGCGUGAUUACAUCAUCGCGUUUGUGUGUCGCUAUGCCUGGCCGAUAUUGUUUUCUAUGUGCAAGCGACGUGGGUGUCUUUCUGGAUAUUACAACGGAUAACCGUGACACGUUUAUCAAUCAGCUCGAAACAUGUUUAUCUAGCAAGGUUAACGAAAGCAUCAAUAUAUCGAACAAAAUAUGUUACAAGUGUGCAUAUGAAUUAGGUCAGUGUACCGAAUUUGUGCAAAAGUAUAAAAAAUCACAUAAAACUUCAAAACCAGAAAGCAAAACAUCAAUGCCAUAUUGCUGUUUGUGCUUUGAACAUGUAGAAAAUAAUCGUAUCUUUGAUAUUACAAAAGACAAUCGUACAAUAUUUAAUCCCUUACAGAAGAUUCGCAAGAUUUUUAGUGAGUGUAUUAAGGAUGACAAUGAUUGUAAAUUGAUAUGUCUGGCGUGUCGAUAUAAUUUGGAUGUUUUGUAUGAUUUGAGAAGAAUAUAUCAGGAAGCAGUCAUCCAUUUGAAAGCCUUGAUUAAUGAAGAGAUAGAUUAUUCAAAUUUUCCAAAGGUAUAUACAGAUGUUGUCAAUCGCAAAACGACUGUUACUAAAUUUCCAGAUAUUACAUUGUAUGAUCUAAUAAAUUCUGAUAGCGAAAAUAGUGAGAAAAUGGCACGUAAUAAGUCACGUGUUAAAAACCGCAGAGGGCGACCCAAUGCGCAAACUAAAUUACAAAAUGACGUGAAACCAAAUGCCCGAAAAUGCGACGAGUGUCAUAGUAUUGUCCCGAAAGGUACCGAUAUGUAUAGAUUUCAUUGCACGCGUUUAACGGUAUGCAGAAACUGUUGGAUAACAAUGGAUCCAAGUAAAGACAAAUUGAAACGGCGAUCGCGACAGAUAGACACAUCCAAUUUGGCAGAAACAAAACUAUGUGCAGUCUUUUUGACGGACGUGCUGGAUAAAAAAUCAAAUAAGAACGAGAAAGAACAUAAGAUUGAAAAAAAUAAAGAUAAUAAAUCGUACAUUAUGUCAGAAGACAGUUCAUUAGAAGACAGAUUGUCUGGAUUGAAUAAUGCUUUAAACAAUAACAUAAAACGAGGAAAGAAACGGCAGAUCGAUGCUGAGAAGGAAGAUAUCGAGAGCACGCCGACAAAAAUAACAAAAUUGGGUACAAAACGUGAAAAUGCAAGUGAAACAAAAAUAUCGUCUGAUGUGGAGCACUCUACUACUUAUUCAACACGGCGCGGACAUAAAAGAACAAAUUCUGCUAAUGAUCAGAGUUCGGAUUCCGAUGUUUCUUCUCCAUUAGGAUCAAGAAAGAAAUUGGAUGAUCGCGCGAAGCUCUCGUCACCUUCUUCGAGUAAACCAGAUAGAAAGAAAUUGAAGACUAUUCUUCAAGGGGUAACUGCGAAUGUACAUUCACAAUCUACUGAAGAGUCAUCCAUCGAAGAUACAAAUUUGGAAAAAACGACGGAAAACGUAUCGAAUGAGCAUAUAAACAAAGAAAAGAAUGCUCACAAAAGGACGAGAUCGUCUUCUGUUUCUAGUACGGAAACUACAUCAUUGGCGGAAUUCAAAAGUCCGAAAUCUGUAGUAUUGUCAGAAGUUAAGAAGAAUUGUCAUACUUGUGAUACAUGCGGCAAGAAAUUUGACACCAAGUUAGAAAACGUGAAACAUGGUCUAACACAUUUCAUGCAAGCUUCUUUAAAAUUGGAAAGGGUAAAUAUUGCAAAUAUUAAGGAGAAACAAGAGUUGAAAAUUGAUUUAGAAGAAGAUAAAAUCUUCAAAGAAGCAAAAGUCUUUUUAACUAAACCCGUAUCAAUUGAUAAACAUACCGAUGAUCCAUCUGAAGAGAUUGCUAUUAAUAUCGAAGAUACAGAUGAGGAAGAAAUCUUUUCUUUAUCGAGAGAACAAAGUACAAAGAAAGAAGAAGCAAAGAAAGAAACGAACAGCGAAGGCUAUAAUGUGACUGACAAACUGGACGCUGAGAGAAAAUUGCAUGUGGAAGAAUCUGCGAAAAUUCAAAGUGAUGAAAAGAUGGUAGAAGAAUCUGAACAAUGUAUAGAAUCGACGGCUGUGCCGAAUGAAAGAGAGACAUCUAUAGAGAUAGAACAGGGCAAAGAUACAAAAGAAAUGAAUACAAAGAAUAAUAAUAUUAAGGAUACAAAGGAUAAGGAUAGAAAGACAUCAAUGGAUAGAGAUAUUGAUACAUUGAUAGAUAAAGAUACAAAUGUACAGAAAGAUGUUAUAGUAAAGGACAUGUUUUCUACAUCCAAAUUUUCAUAUUGUGAUAAAUUGUGCACAAAUGUUGAUGUAGGUGAAAAUAAAGAUGUAGCAGAAAAUGAUACAAAAAUGCUUACUAAAGAAAAAGAAAAGUCUAAUAAUGAAGCUACUAUAGACAAAGAACAUCUUCUCGAAAAAAUAACACACGAUAGCAAAGCAACUAGACCAUUGGUUUCAUCAAUUAAUAACACAAUUAAGGAUGACAAUAAUAAAAAUCACAAUGAAAAUUGCAAAAGUGAUUUAAAAAAUAUUUGCGAAGAUAAUGAAAGUGAGAUAAUAAAGGACGAGGUAGAAAUGACGCAGUGCGAAUUAACACACGAUAAUAAAUCUGAGAAUGAAAAUAUAGAUGAAUCGGAGAAAACUGUGUUGGACGUCACUGAUGAGACAGAAAAAUUAAAUGACCAAAUAGAUUUAAACGAUACAGUAGUCAUGGAUGAAGACAAAAUCGAGGUCUCAGAAAAGCAGCAAGAUACAACCAAUGACCAGAACAUGGAAACCGAAGUGAUUAUAGAUGAUGACAAGUCUAAUGAUGCAACAGAUACUGCUAAAUCGGAUUUCUUGAAUGGUGAAAAGCUUAAUUUGGCGGAAAAUGGCGAUAAAAUCGAGAACGAUAUUAUGAUAAUUCCUGCAGAUAGUAAUAAAGAUAUAAUACAAUACACGGAAAAAACAAUUGCAAUAGACAGCUCAAAGGAGAAGGACAAAUUAGAGGAGACCAUAAAGAAUCUCGAAGACUUGAUCGAAAAUAAUAAAACGAAUAACAAAUAUGAAGAGCAGGAAAACUCGAAUCAUACCUUGAAUGAUAGCCCCAUCGAUGCAGCUAACAUGAUAUUAAAGGAAGUAUUUGAUCUUGCAGCUGCUGAAGUUGAAAAACGAGAGGACAUUAAUAACAUAAAAGAUUUGCAAGAUACUGAAAUAGAGACUCUGGAGAACAUAACACGCGAGAUACGCAAUAGCGCGGACAUGCCAUCUUUGGACCCGAUCAGCAUUAUGGAUAUAGAUGAUGACAAUGAUAUUACAUUAAACUAAUUGUGUUAUAUUGUUAUCAUCUAUUUACACGCAAUCGUAUAUACAUGAUUAUGCGAAUAACUGAUUGUGCGUGCAAUGUAUUUCAUAUCUGCAGAUUCAGACAAUUAGAUUGAUUUAAAAGAAAGUAGAGAACCAGUGGAUAUCUUUUUUUUAUGAAUGUAUACUCUGUCACAAACUUUUUCUCUAGUAUGUCGAAUUAUUAAGAAAUAUAAUUUAUAUUUCUGUUUCCUGUUUUAGAGAAAGAAACAUAUGGACUAUAAAUAAUGAUAGUAAUUAAAUUGCUGAAAUUUCAAGAAAAUUGCAGAUUAUAGGAUUUUAUUAUCAAAUGUUAAAUCUUAUAAGAAUAUAAUAAGAUAUAUAUAUAUAUAUAUAUAUAUA